Poecilia reticulata (guppy) is the source of this 1342-nucleotide messenger RNA. RefSeq names its product golgi SNAP receptor complex member 2 (gene gosr2). Lineage: Eukaryota; Metazoa; Chordata; Actinopteri; Cyprinodontiformes; Poeciliidae. Gene Ontology annotation, biological process: intra-Golgi vesicle-mediated transport; vesicle fusion. Gene Ontology annotation, molecular function: SNAP receptor activity; SNARE binding. Gene Ontology annotation, cellular component: ER to Golgi transport vesicle membrane; Golgi apparatus; SNARE complex. The record is from RefSeq and is a predicted model, not a curated record.
ACAAAAGCUCUGCUGAUGACGUGUACACACUGCUUCGUCGUUAGCUGGCUAGCUUAGCCACCUGUCAGAGUACAGGGGAUAAAAUAAAAAGAAUAGGAAUACAACAAGGGACACAAGGCGUUUCAGCGAAUCCAUAAAGAUGGAGACGCUUUACCACCAGACCAACAAGCAAAUCCAGGAGGUGCAGUCUCAAAUGGGAAACCUGGAAAGGACUGACCGCGAAUCAGUUCACUUGUUAGAGAAUGAACUACAGGCUAGAAUCGACCAGAUCUUCACUCAUCUGGAACGCCUCGAGAUCCUGGCCAGUAAAGAACCACCAAACCGCCGCCAGAACGCCAAACUACGAGUGGAUCAGCUGAAGUACGAUGUUCAGCACCUGCGGACCGCUCUCCAAAACUUCCAGCACAGACGCUACACCAGAGAAGCCCAGGACAGAGAGAGGGAGGAACUCCUGAGCCGCACCUUCACCACAAAUGAUGCGGACACCUCCAUCCACAUAGAUGAGACCAUACAGUUAAACACGAACCUGCACAAUGCACACCGAGGCAUGGACGACCUCCUGGGCAGCGGCAGCAGCAUCCUCAAUGGCCUCAGAGAUCAAAGGUCAACCCUCAAGGGGACGCACAAGAAGAUGCUGGAUGUAGCCAACAUGUUGGGCCUCUCUAACACAGUCAUGAGACUAAUAGAAAGACGAGCCACCCAGGAUAAGUUCAUCAUGAUUGGAGGCAUGUUGUUGACCUGCGUCUUCAUGUUCCUCGUCAUCAGAUACCUGGGCUGAACGCGCCUAGGUAGUCAAUCAGAUGUGGACAUUUCAGGAAAACAUCAAUCCCACAGGAUAUGAAAUUUAAAGUGAUUUUAAUAAAAUGUGCCAUUGUUUUGUUUACUUUCAAUAAACUCACUUUACUUUGGAUACACGUUAAACGGUUAGGCUGAAGAAGUUCUUAUCCCGACAGUAUUUUAUAGUGUGGCACUUUUCUGUUGAUCAGUUGGACUCUUCUUCAAACUGCUCCUGUUGUUUUUUUCUUUCAUAUUCCCAAAAUGUCCAUCAAUGUAUGAUUGAAAACAAGUCUGAAUGUGUAAAAACAUUUAUUUCAUUCUGUGAAUGUUUUACUACCAGUAAUCUGACAUCCACAGAUUCUUUUGAUUUCCCUGCCCAGCACAGCAGUACUAUUAAAAUGUGUUGAAAAUUACACCCGAGGGCAACUACAAUGCUCAGCAGUUUGCUUAAACCAUGAGUUACAAUACCCGACAAUAGGAAAUCACCACUUAAUGAGGAUGUCUAUUCAUCUCAAGUUUAGAAAUUAUGUAUUACUGAUGUACUAUUAAAGCUUUGUUAAAUGUC